AUGUCUUCCUUUCUCUUUACAUUUUUUUAUAUGUGGUAGAACCUUGAAAGAGCUACAUUUGGGCUAUUCAUUUUCUCAUUUUGAGCACUUUGAACUAUUGGAACAAGAACUUUUAAUCUCUUUCACGUGUCAGAGGAAAAAAAAUUCGACCUAACCAAUUAAGAUGGAUCUCUUGAGUAGACUUUCUGAUGACUUUCUAAAACAAAUAAAGGAGGUCAUUCGUAAAGCCUCAGAAAAUCUCCAGCAUGGUGAGAACACAUCCAUGCUACCUAUAGUCCCCAACAAAAGAGGGAGAAAGACGAGUACUAAGCUUGUUUUUGAAGUAGGCUUUUCCUUUGAACCUCCAAAAUUUUGUAAAGAUGAAAACAUUGACUUAGACAAAGAAUUGUUGAAUCUAUACGAGGAGGGAGCAAGCAGAGGGAAUCAUGUUCCCAGAUUUUCAAUGAAAGGAAGACUAGAAAAUUGGCUGUUGGAAAAAAGGGAACGCUGCACAAGUACAAGUACAAGUACAAAGGAGGAGAGAAAAACGCAAGAUACUUACUAUCAUCACUUGAGUUCAAAUCUGAAAUUCCGGUCUCAGCCAGAAUUAAUACAUUUUUUGCUUCAUGGAGGUCUUCCUCACAAACAACAUCGAAAGCAAGCAAAACAUGGAAACAAAAAACGAAACCGUGGUUGCAAGAAAAGAAAGCUGGCUGAGUAA
Glycine soja is the source of this 700-nucleotide messenger RNA. RefSeq lists its product as uncharacterized. NCBI's taxonomy places the organism in Eukaryota, Viridiplantae, Streptophyta, Magnoliopsida, Fabales, Fabaceae. The record is from RefSeq and is a predicted model, not a curated record. Bases 164 to 700 code for a protein of 178 amino acids. The transcript is spliced from 5 exons.